Messenger RNA from Salvelinus sp. IW2-2015, 2034 nucleotides. The record is from RefSeq and is a predicted model, not a curated record. Lineage: Eukaryota; Metazoa; Chordata; Actinopteri; Salmoniformes; Salmonidae.
AUGCAUCCUUUUAAAUCUGCCCCCCCCCCAUCUCUUCCUCUCUCUCUGCUACCUCCUCCUACCUCCGGCCUACCCUCUCAGCCAGAGGAACCAUGGAGCACCCCUGUGCGCGCCCCUCCCACGGAGGCAUCGCCCACUGACGAUGAGGAUGCUGAUGAGAUCUCGGGUCAGGACGUGGAGCUGACUGCAGAGAGAGGACCAAGUCGGACUGCGAAUGCAGACUAUAGACCAAACAGUGGGACUUCCAGUCAGAAAGGAGAGCAAGGAGAUCCAGGGCCAGCUGGCCCCCUGGCUCCCCCGGGCCCCCAGGACCACACAGUUCGUCAAGCCAUGGCUUUUCUGGGGGAGUGCCAGGACCAGGGGCUCCAGGGGCCCCCAGGACCAGCAGGAACACCCGGUAACGACGGCCAGCCAGAGAAAGUGGUCUCUAACACCGCAUCCUGGCGUGUCCACACUGGCUCUUCAGGAGAAGUGUCCUCUACACCCUGGCAGUCUUCAGAGAAGUGUCUCUACCCCUGUGUAGUCUUCAGGAGAAGUGCUUCACACCCUGGCAAGUCUUUCAAGGAGAAGUGUCCCUCCACACCCCUCUUCAGGAGAAGUGUCUCCACACCUGGUGCAGUCUUCAGGCAGAAUGUCUCCAAUCCUGGCAGCUUCAGGAGAAGUGUCUCCACACCCUGGCAGUCUUCAGGAGACGUGUUCCAGCACACCCCUGUUUCCAGUCUCAGGGAGAAAGUGUCUCCACACCCCUGGCAGUCUCAGGCAGAAGUGGUCUCCAACCCUGGGCAGUCUUCAGGAGAAGUCUCAGGGAGUCUCCACACCUCCUGGCAGUCUUCAGGAGUAAGUGGGGUCUCACACCCUGGCAAGUCUUCAGGAAAGAAGUGUCCUCAGCACCCUGGCAGUCUUCAGGAGACAGUGUCCUCCCACACCCUGGCUCAGUCUUCAAGGAGAAGUGGUCUCCAACACCCUGGCAGUCCUUCAAAGGAGAAGUGUCCUCGCAACCACUGGCAGUCUUCAGGAGCAAGUGUCUCUACACCCUGGCAGUCUCAGGUGAAGUGUCUCCACACCACCCUGGCCAGGGAGAAAACUGGAGCUCAGGGAUUCCCAGGCUUGCCAGGAGAUCCUGGUCCCAAAGGAGACAAGGUGCAACAUCACACACUGUCUAACCUCCUUUCACUGAUGCAGACGGGGGAUCCUGGAGUGGGCAAACCUGGUUCCCCCGGACCUCCUGGGCCACCGGGUCGACCCAACUCAUCCAGAUCCCCGGACGGUGUGGACGGCUCAGGCUUUGAGUACUUUGACGGAGACACAGAGAUUAUGACAGGUCCUCCUGGUCCACCUGGUCCUCCAGGGCUUCCUGGCCCCCCAGGUUCAUCUGAGGGCCUCUCUGUGUUCCCCUGGGCUCCUGGGGAAAAUGGGAAGGAUGGAGAGAUGGGUAAACCUGGACUGCCUGGGGUUGAUGGGAAUGAUGGGUACCCUGGUCCAGCUGGCGAGAGAGGAGAGAAGGGUGAGCCGGGUCUGAGCGGAACACAUGGACCAAAGGGGGAGCCAGGUGCGGCAGGGUUCCCAGGUCUGCCCGGCUCAGAGGGACCAGAGGGGAAGCCGGGUCUGAGGGGGCCUCCUGGGCUACCGGGACCCCCAGGACGGGUCUUCAGCUUGGACCUGGAGGGUCCUAUUGACAAACCUGGCCGUCCAGGACCUAAGGGCGAAGACGGGCAGGACGGGCUUCCUGGUGAAGCGGUAAAGGGGGAGCCUGGUGCACCAGGGGCAGCCGGGGCCUCUGGGCUAGAUGGACUGCCAGGGCAUACGGGAGCGAAGGGUGGACCAGGUGAUAUGGGACCAAAGGGAGAAAGAGGUCGGGACGGCUUCAGUUUCCCCGCCCUCCAGGACCUCCUGGGUCUUCGGACCGGUUAUCAACCUCAGGAUGUCCUGCUCAAUGAUACAGAGGGUGUGUUUAACUUCUUCAGGCUGCUGGAAUCGCAGGGCUCAGGGUAUCUUCAUCAGAUGUAUCUUCAUCAGGUGUACUUCAUCAGGUGA